Caenorhabditis sp. 36 PRJEB53466 is the source of this 318-nucleotide messenger RNA. The record is from the annotation of a GenBank genome assembly. Lineage: Eukaryota; Metazoa; Nematoda; Chromadorea; Rhabditida; Rhabditidae.
AUGUUUCAGACGUGCACAGGUGUGUCAAUUCUCGCGUUACACGCACAAAUCGGCCUGUACGAGGAGGAGCGGGUAAAGCUGUACCAGCAAUUGGACGAGAAGAACGACGAGAUCCAGAAGGUGUCGCAGGAGCUCGAGAAGCUCCGACAACAGGUGCUUCUGCAAGAGGAGGCACUGCAGACGAUGCGCGAGAACGAGGAGAUCAUCCGCGAAGAGAACUCGCGCAUUCAGAGAGAGGCCGACGACAAGCAGCAGGAGGGCAAGGAGAUGAUGACGAAGAACAGGGCGAAGAACAGUCACGAAACUUCCCACUCUUGA